GGCAUAUUUUGGUACGAAUCUUGAAGUGGGCCAACUGAAGUGGGAAGGGGCUCGCAGUUAAUCGAGUAGCAAAAAUAAUAUUUACUGAAAAAAAUUCUUUGAGCGAGUCUUAGAUUACGAAUAAUUUUAAUUCCCUUUUAAGCGUUUUUUAGUUCUGGUGGUCUGAAAUUGCUUUUAAGCAUCUGACACGUAUGUACGCCAGCAUUCGUGAGGUGGUACCACCUCCGCCAACGGAAAACCACCUAAUCAUAACAAUGCGCAGCACUUUCAACGAAAUCAUUCUCUCUAUUUUCAGUAUUCGUGAAUUGUAUCGAAUACCAGUUUACGCUUGCAUAUGAAAAUAAAAUAAAUUUCACUUUAUGAAAGUAUAGACAAAUUAUCUGGUUCACGGUACACGAUCAACUGAUAUCAAUGACAUACCAACAAAAGUAGGUAGACGGCGUACCGCGAAACUCUGAGCGGUAAAUUAACAAAAAAUCAAGCCCAUGUUCUCCUUACCGUAAAAGUUAUCUAAUCUAUAAUACCCAUUAGUUUAAAAAUGCCAACAUAUUAUUUACAAUAUGCACAACGUGGUGCUUGCGUUCGCUGCGUGGCCUCCAAUAUUGUUAACAUUCUGUGAUAUUGUUUAUAUUCAAACUGUGUAGUGCUCAAGUAUGUUUUCCACAGAGCUGUCUGGUGACCUGAAGGAGUUAAUCAAAAGGAUAACGCCGGGUUUCGAGGAGAAUUUGGUCCGAGCAUUUAAAAAUGAAGGACUUAGGUAUCAGCAAAGUACGAAUAACAACAGGAAUGUUAAAAAAUUGGAUAGUGUUCUUGUAUCGGUGGACGAUACCAAAAUCGAACUGGGAAAUUUGAAGUUCCCUUGGGCCCCGGAUUUCCGGAUAAUCAAACUGUCUGCCGACCUAAGCAUGCUAUGUCUGGAUGUCGCCUUCAAAUUGGGAGACUUGAGGAUAGAGGGAGAAUACGAGGCGACUAACAUGACUCUACAGCGGCUGUUACCUAUCUCCAGCAACGGAAGGAUUGAGACAACCUUCAGAGAUGUAGUCACCAGAGGAAAAGUAGGACUAUUAAUAGAAGGUGACUCGUUUGUACCUGAGAACUACGAUAUUGAAUAUGAGUCUACUGAAACUUCAAUAAGUGUUAAGUACUAUAUUAAUAACCAGACUGAGAUUGAAAAUAAUGUAGUUAGAGCGAAGGAAGACGAUAUUAUAGGAAAUGCCAUUUGGAAGCAACUGAAAGCUAUACUGACCAGUAUUCUACAUAAGCAGUUAGGAGAAUCUAUUGUCCAGUUUUCGCUUACAGACCUGUUAGAAGAUGAAGAUCAAGAGCUACGGUAAGUAGAUGCUAGAUACCUUUUCACACCAUAACUCAAUCUGUUCGCUUUCCGUCUCUGUAACGAUG
Acanthoscelides obtectus is the source of this 1398-nucleotide messenger RNA. The record is from the annotation of a GenBank genome assembly. NCBI's taxonomy places the organism in Eukaryota, Metazoa, Arthropoda, Insecta, Coleoptera, Chrysomelidae.